UUGGAAUGGUGUACGUGACUUAUUCAAAUGAACAAGUCGUCCAGUUUGGUUUGCCAUUACUGUGGUCUUGGAGAGCACCUUUUUAGGUGCGUCAGGUGUCGAGGCGUAGUUUACUGCUCAAAAGAGCACCAAAGGAAAGAUUGGAACAUUCAUAAACUAGUGUGUUUGACUCCACAGAAUAAGAAUAGCGAAGACAGCGUAAACAGUGUUACCGUCGAAACGCCAGCGAUUAAAAAUGACGUUUCCAAUAUUCCAUUGGCAUCUGAUUCACUGCUUGACACCACAUCAAAAAAGCAACGACCUCAUGAAAAGGACUCAGCUUUGAACAUCAGCAGCAAAAGUGCUGACCAACAAUACUCUGCAGAGAAUUCCCAUGACAUACCUGAACAGCCUGAAAAGCAUUAUCCAGAGAGCAAACAUAAAGAUUUAGAAGGGACAGUUUUUAAAAUGGGAUCUGUCACUUUAGAACCUGACUGUGGCCGUAGCCCCCAUACAGGGUGGCAAUCAUCCCAGGAAAACAGUUCUUUCAAUCAACCCACAAAUCCACCAUUUCUGCAUCAAUCAUUAUUACAUCAAUCAUUUAACAGAGAAUUGUCCUGCAAAGAACAGUUACAGAGCAUUUCAAUGGAAUGGAUGUCACAGAUAUGCCAGUAUGUUGUUCGUGAUUUGGAAAAAUAUGGUAUCUGUGUUGUUGAUAACUUUAUGGGGAAAGAACGUGCCGAAGCAAUCCAUCGUUCAGUAGUGUCCAUGUACCAUUCGGGUGUAUUUGUAGAAGGGGAAACGGUUAGCUCUAGUCUAGAGGCGACGAAGAAGGUACGCAGUGAUAAAAUUACCUGGGUUGAUGGAUCAGAAAGUAAUUGUGCAAAUAUCGCCGUAUUGAUCUCCACAAUUGAUACCAUCAUUAUGAAUGCUAUUCGAAUGAAAGGCAAUGGUCAAUUGGGGCAGCGUACAAUAGGCGGGAGAACGAAGGCAAUGAUUGCGUGUUAUCCAGGCAGUGGUUCACAUUAUGUAAAGCAUGUCGACAAUCCUAACCGCGAUGGACGGUGCAUAACAACUACUUACUACGUCAACAAGGACUGGGACGCCAAGACGGUUGGCGGUCUGCUGCGAAUUUUCCCCCAAGGUUGGGCAAACCAAGUAGUGGAUAUAGAACCUAUUCUUGACAGAAUGGUAUUCUUCUGGUCUGACCGCCGAAAUCCUCAUGAAGUUCAACCGGCCUUUCGAACUCGCUAUGCUAUAACCGUCUGGUAUUUUGAUGCAAAGGAACGGGAAGAGGCAAGGAUUCGACACAGAGAAUGUGCUGUGAAAAAAACUAAAUCCAACGAGUAACUUUGUAUGCGCUGAUUUGCCAACUUGAUCGAGAUGAUUAAAUGUCAACAAUGACAACUGAAUAAGAUUUAUUAGGCUGCUUAUUCAAUUCCCCUCAGAUAUUGCCGCCCCUAAAGCGUAGAAAUUGUACAGGCAUACAUCUCAUCAUCUCACUUUAGUUCUUCAGGCAUCAAAUAUCUGAAUUUACACGCCAGCUGAGAAUUACUUUGAGAAAAAAACAAAAUUACCUUGGAAUUUCCGUUUGAAAUAUCCUACUUCCAUAAUGCUAAAAUAAAUCCUUAUUUGAGGUCAUCCUGUUGCUAUAUAUUCCCUGU
Daphnia carinata is the source of this 1643-nucleotide messenger RNA. RefSeq names its product egl nine homolog 1-like. The record is from RefSeq and is a predicted model, not a curated record. Gene Ontology annotation, cellular component: nucleus; cytoplasm. Bases 28 to 1329 code for a protein of 433 amino acids. Gene Ontology annotation, biological process: peptidyl-proline hydroxylation to 4-hydroxy-L-proline; cellular response to hypoxia. Gene Ontology annotation, molecular function: ferrous iron binding; L-ascorbic acid binding; peptidyl-proline 4-dioxygenase activity. Lineage: Eukaryota; Metazoa; Arthropoda; Branchiopoda; Diplostraca; Daphniidae. The transcript has 5 exons.